Messenger RNA from Fusarium graminearum PH-1, 660 nucleotides. RefSeq lists its product as uncharacterized. The record is from RefSeq and is a predicted model, not a curated record. The coding region runs from base 162 to 497 and encodes 111 amino acids. Lineage: Eukaryota; Fungi; Ascomycota; Sordariomycetes; Hypocreales; Nectriaceae. The transcript is spliced from 2 exons.
AAACCAUCUUAACAUUCCAUCGAUUUGAAUCCGUACAACUCAGGUUCCCUGUCUUCCUUCCAACCACAACCAAUACCAGAUACCUGCCAGAUCAAACCCAGUCGAUCCAACGAUUGGCUCAUCAAACAACAUCUACAACUUCCCUUAAUAACAACAUCAACAUGCCCGUCCGCGUUCCCAGACUUCCUGCUGCCAAGCCCUCAGAGAUCUUCUGCAUGGGUGCGGCCGGUGUUGGCGUUUUGACACCUUUGUACCUCGUCAUGCCUGGCGCUGAGGAACGCCUUUCCAACCAAACCAACAAGUGGGCUCCCCGAUGGGAGAGGAACGUCAGCUACUUCAUCCCUCCUAUGGAGAAGGGUGUCCAGAGAAUCGAGCCCCCAGUGGCCAAGAUGGUCCAACGCGUUGAGGAUCGCCUUCCCCUCGAGAGGAUGGCAAAGUCCGUUGAUAAGGGUAUCCGAAGCGGCAUCGCCCGAUUCAAUGGCGAGAACAAACCUUAAGAACAUAUUUCUCCUGUCUAGUCCGUCAUGUCUGUGGCCUUGCCAGCAAAUCAUUGUCAGGCAGGCGUCUUUCCUUUGUAAAUUAUCAUAGCAUACCCUGGGUACGGAUAGAUGACUAUUGUUCGCAUCGGCCCAUAUACGAAUGGAAUGAAUUUCUAUCUCU